Molecule: messenger RNA, 3327 nt
Organism: Lytechinus pictus (painted urchin)
Lineage: Eukaryota; Metazoa; Echinodermata; Echinoidea; Temnopleuroida; Toxopneustidae
Exons: 7
Coding region: 472-1785 (437 amino acids)
Cellular component (GO): membrane
Source: RefSeq, a predicted model, not a curated record
AUGAGAAACACAAAUAAUGUAAAUUUGGAACGUACCAGCACGGAAUAUCAUCAGCUAAAAUGUGUAGGUCUACCCAUUAACUGUAUACAUAUUUACAGCGGGUUGUCAAUGCCCUACACUAAUAUUCCUACCGGAUAUGAAAAGCUCUUUGAUCAUGUUGAUCGAAAAAGGCCUAAACUUUUCCUAUUUGUAGGCUGCGUUUUAUAUUCAAGGAAACAGGAAGCAAUGAAACAUAAGAACCAUAGUUUCUAUUCAAGUGUGAGGCGGAUUUACAUCGAGAAAAUUAACAGCAAUUAGAAUAAUAAUUGCUACCACAGCGCAAAGAUUACAAAAUAUUUCUAAAAACCUGCAUGACUGGCUACAAACUUUAUGUUUUAUUCAAUUUCUUUUACCAUCAGUAGGCCUUCAUUUGGAACUUGAAUAUUGCAAUGUAAUGAUUUUUGCUUGACUGGUUUGGACGUGGUGGAACUGAUGAUAUUUCGAUACCAUAACGGCCAAGGAAACAAAAUGGUGCUCAGGUAUAUAAAUUGUACGGUCUCAGUUCUAGUGAUUUUAUUGGAAAUUCUAUCGGCCCGUGCUGGAUCGUGGAAUUGCACAUUCGAAUCGGGUGACUGCGGGAUUACUCAAUUAGGGAACGCAAUAAAUCCGCAUUGGACUGUUCGAACAGCUACAAGUGGAAGCAAGUACUACAGAGCAAUCAUUAAUAAAAUCUCCGAUCGUUCUGGAACGUAUGCAACAUUCAAUCUACCAUCUGUAUCGUAUCCGAGUUCUAGAAGUGGUAUCUUGUCAUUUCGUUUCUUUUACUACACCAAUGACCCGAGCCCGCUGUAUGGAUCUUUAAGAGUCACAGCUUGUGAGGGUGAGGAUCCCAUCUUUAGUGAGGGUGAUCUUCCAAGGCAGUGGUACUUUAGACAAGUACCUUUCACCUGUGCAUCAUCUGUUAAGAUAUCUUUCACCGCUAUCCGAGGGUCCAACCCAACGACCAUAGGAGUUGACGAUAUUAGCUUGACAGAAAUACGACAUACUACAACUGAAUUGGUGACAACCAAAACUUUGCAAGCAACAACCGCUUUCGCAAGAAGUAGUUCACCGACUAUGUCGACUCUUGUUUUGAAUACCCAACGUGCUCAACGUGGUUUUACAAGUAGCGGAGGAUCGAACGGCGCAGUGGCACCUGCAGUAUCAUCAGUCCUUUGUGUUAUUGGUAUUUGCUUGGUGGUGACAUGCUACGUCUUCUGGAGAAAGAGACGCGGAACAAACAAGACCGAUGAUAAAGAACCAGGUAACAAUGAUGACCUGUACAUCAACCCAAUAUACUCAUCCCAGGAUACUACUCACUUCAAACAUGACCUCCUGACUCGGCCUCCUGUAGGUACCCAUCCUCAAGAAACGAACAAAGCUCAAGAAGAUACAGAGGAAUGCGUGGAAUACGAAGGAUAUGUCGGGCAAGGUUCUCCUCUGCACCGUUGUCCUUCUUCAGACAUUGAUCUUAGCAGAUAUUCAAAUAAACGCGAUCACUCUAGUCAAGAAGGGCGAUUGGAUGUCGGCAUCGCCGCUGAUGAGGAAAACGAACAAAGCUCUGAUGAUCUUGAACGGGUUACAGAAUCACCGUUUUACGAGAACUAUACAGCAUCGGAGACCACAUAUGAGGCGAAAGGGGCACCUAUGUAUUACAGCUACGAGGGCGGUAAUAGUGGACAAGGGCAAAAUUCUGCCACUGAAAACGGCCGGAUUGAGGACUUUGAACCUCUAUAUAGCGAAGAAGUAUAUGGCGAUUUUCAGUAGGGAACUGCCAUUUUGUAUCCGGAUCUGGUAUUUCUAGGGAGAUUGUGUUUGGGGACAAUAGAUAUUAAAAAAAUAUAAGAUUUUGCUUUUCUUGGACUUUCAACAAUUUAUUUGCCUUUCACUUACACAUAUUUUUAGAUUUAUUUUAUUUUAAUAGAUUCUUCUUCUGCAUGUAAAUGUGUUUCUUAACAUCAUUUUGACAUAUUUCUUGAACUGACUCUUAACUUGAAAAAAAAACUAUAAAUGCAAUUCUAGCAUUAUUUUUUUAAUAUACAUCACUUCGAGCAACUUAAGAUUAUUGUGAACAUGUAUUGUUUUUACUACUAUAAUAUAAAUUUCAUUUGUAUCGCAGGUUAUGUCAAUAGUAUAUUCAACUUUAAUUAUGUGAGUAUGUAUUUCAUUAAUAAUAUUUUUUUUCAACAAGACAAAUAUUUUGUACUUGAGCAUUUAAAGGUACCAGACCCGACUAGCAUUCAUGCUAUUUUCUGGUUCUGGUUUCCUGUAAACUAUUAUAUUUCAUUCUACUUCUUUGAUGAUGUACGGUUUUUAUGCUGUAUUUGUACUUUUUGGAUAAUAAAUUCAAUUUCAAGAUCAAUUCCUUUCAUGAGGGAAAUAGUGUACGUUGGACAUGCAUUUUAUUUCAGUAUCAUAAAAAUACCUUCAUUUUCAGGGAUAUCAGGAUUUCCUUAUUUCGGCUCGAGAUAAUCAGUGUAUAUGUAUAUUCUAAUUAAUAGCAUCCGUGUUGUGCUGAAGAAAAAUGUUGAUUUGAAUCAAUAUAGAAAAAUCAAACAAGCAUAAUGCAGAAAAAUUCAUCAAAAUCGGAUGUAAAACAAGAAGUUAUUAUGACAUUUUAAAUUUUGCUUAUUUUUUGCAAAACAGUUAUGCACAACUCAUUGAUAUGCAAAUAAGAGAGUUGAUGAUGUCACUCACUCACUCACUAUUUCUUAUGUUUGUUAUUGUUUGAAUUAUACAUUAAUUCAUUUUUACAGAGGACAAUAAGAACCAACUUUACUCAACCAUAAAAUGUUCAAACAAGGGUCAUUCCACAUGUUCAGUGAGGAGAAAACUUUGUUUCACACAAUGAGGAGCAAAUAAGAAUAUUUCAUAUCAUAAAAUACAAAAGAAAUAGUGAGUGGGUGGCGUCAUCAGUCCCCUCAUUUGCAUACCGACCAGCAUGACCAGGAUGUGCAUAUCUGUUUUGUGAAAUUAGGCUUAACAUUAAGAUGUCAUUACUUUUUUAUUUUACACCUUAUUUUGAUGAAAUUUUUAGUGUUAUACUUGUUUGAUGUUCUCUUUUUAUUCAAAACAACUUUUUGUUGGGAUAGAUUUGUCCUUUAAAUAUACGAAACUUUGGAAUACCAUAACUUUCUUAUUAUGUGUAUAAAUAUUCGAUAUCUUGUAUUGCAUUCAUUGUUAUGUUUAGAUGCUGUUGCAUAAUAUCGUUUGAUCAUACAAUGUUUAUUUUGUUAAUAUAUUAUCUAUUUUUGAUCGUGAAUAAAACCAAACCAAACUUACGUUGCAAUUAAUUUCGAUUGAAUUUUC